AUGAUUUAUUUGUUGAACAUUCGUCUAAACAAGUCAACGACGUUAUCGGAUUUGCUGAAUUUGGGUUUGCACGAAUUCGAAGAUGAAGUAAAACAAACGGUGGACAAAGCGGUAAAGGAAAUGCAAAUGGAAAAAACAUUAAAAGAAAUUGAAGCACAAUGGGCAACUCUUACAUUUGACUCUGAAGAGCAUACAAAUGGUAUAAAAAUGGUGAAAGUGUCGGAAGAUUUGAUCGAAAAAUUGGAAGAGAAUCAAGUGCAAAUUCAAAAUAUGGCCACAUCAAAGUAUAUGUCAUUUUUUGAAAAAGAAAUUAAAGGAUGGGUACACAAACUUGGUAUGGCCGACACAAUAAUAAUCACAUGGUCGGAAGUUCAACGAAAAUGGAUUUAUUUGGAGAGUAUAUUUUCCGGUUCGGAAGAUAUUCGAAAGCAAUUGCCAAUCGAUUCGAAGCGUUUUAUGAAAACGAAUUGUACAUUUAAUGAAAUACGUGAAAUGAUAUUGAAUGAACCAAAUGUGCUGGUCGUAACAAAUCAUGAUGGGCUACACCGUCGAAUGGAAGAAAUCUUAUCGGAAUUAAUAUUAUGCGAAAAAGCAUUGAACGACUAUCUUGAAACAAAACGUUUGGUAUAUCCUCGAUUUUAUUUUAUCUCAUCCGUUGAUUUAUUAGAUAUUUUAUCGAAUAGCAAUGAUCCGUUGAUAGUCGGUCGCCAUUUGCCCAAAUUAUAUGAUUCCAUCCGUUUAUUGAAAUAUAAAGAUUCAUCCGAUUUAUGUGAUAAUAGUAAAAUGGCAUUGGGAAUGUAUUCAAAAGAUCACGAUGAAUAUGUUGCCUUUUGUGAGCAAUGUAAUUGUAAUGGUAAGGUUGAAGAUUGGUUGAAUCGCGUGACCAACAUCAUGCGCUAUACAUUAAAUCGUUUAUUUGCCCAGUCCAUUGAAUCAUAUGAAGAUAAGGCACGUGACACAUGGAUUUUAGAUUGGCCAGCUCAGGUUGCACUGUGUAUAUCACAAAUCUAUUGGUCGAUUGAAAUCAAUGAAAUUUUCACAAAAAUUGAAGAAGGCUAUGAAAAUGCGAUGAAAGACUACCAACGAAAGCAAAUUUCACAAUUGAAUGCGCUGAUAAAUUUACUUUUGGGCGAUUUGAGCAGCGGUGAUCGACAAAAAAUUAUGACUAUUUGUACGAUUGAUGUGCAUUCACGUGAUGUGGUUGCAAAAAUGAUUUCACAAAGAGUGACCAAAAGCUAUGAAUUUCAAUGGCAAUGCCAAUUACGACAUCGAUGGGAUCGCAUCGAUGAUGAUUGCUAUGUGAAUAUUUGCGAUGCUGAAUUUAAAUAUGAUUAUGAAUAUUUGGGAAUUGGAACUCGUCUCGUAAUCACACCAUUGACUGACAGAUGCUAUAUCACAUUGACACAGUCGCUGCAUUUGAUUCAUGGUGGUGCUCCAGCCGGCCCAAGUGGAACUGGAAAAACCGAAACAACAAAAGACUUGGCAAAGGGCUUGGGAAUGAUGGUUUAUGUUUUCAAUUGUUCCGAACAAAUGGACUAUAAAUCAUGUGGCCAAAUUUAUAAAGGUUUGGCCUCAUCUGGGGCAUUUGGUAUUUUUGAUGAAUUCAAUCGAAUUUCCGUUGAAGUGCUUUCGGUGGUGGCCGUGCAGGUCAAGUGCAUACAAGAUGCAAUCAAGGGUGGACGACACUUCGUCACACUUAGAGAUAAGAAUAACAAAUCGACAUUCAUGUUCAUGGGCGACAUGAUUUCACUGGUACCGACGGUCGGACUUUUUGUCACGAUGAAUCCAGGCUAUGCCGGUCGCACAGAAUUGCCCGAGAAUUUGAAGACACUUUUUCGACCGUGUGCAAUGGUUGUUGCUGACAUUGCAUUAAUUUGUGAAAUAAUGCUAGUGGCGGAAGGAUUUCAGGAAGCAAGAGUGUUGGCUAGAAAGUUUAUUACAUUGUAUACGUUGUGCAAAGAGCUUUUAUCCAAUCAAGAUCACUAUGACUGGGGUUUGCGAGCGGUUAAAUCAGUGCUUGUUGUUGCUGGUACACUUAAGAGAAGUGAUCGCCAACGUCCCGAAGAGCAAGUGUUGAUGAGAGCUUUACGUGAUUUUAACAUUCCGAAAAUCGUUUCUGACGAUAUACCGGUGUUUAUGGGUUUGAUCGGAGAUCUAUUUCCAUUGAUUGAUGUGCCGCGAAAGCGAUCGACCGACUUUGAAAAAUUAAUUCGAAAAUCGGCUCUUGAGCUCAACUUAGAAGCCGAAGAUGGUUUUAUUUUAAAAGUUGUUCAAUUAGAGGAAUUGUUAGCUGUGCGUCAUUCGGUUUUUAUAGUGGGCGAUGCCGGUAAUGGUAAAUCUCAAAUUUGGAAGACAUUGAAUGCUACAUACAUUCAACAGGAGCGAAAGCCUUUGGUGUAUGACUUGAAUCCAAAAUGUGUGUCAAACAAUGAACUGUUUGGUUUUAUCAAUGCGGCAACGCGCGAAUGGAAAGAUGGUCUUCUUUCGUCGUUGAUAAGGGACCAGGCAAAAUAUGCAAAUAACAAUCCGAAAUGGAUCAUUUUAGAUGGUGAUAUCGACCCAAUGUGGAUAGAGAGUUUGAAUACGGUCAUGGACGAUAACAAAGUGUUAACGUUAGCUAGCAAUGAGCGCAUAGCACUUACAAAGGAAAUGAGACUUUUAUUUGAGGUGGGUCACUUACAAAGCGCCACACCGGCAACAGUGUCAAGAGCCGGUAUACUGUACGUAAAUGACACGGUCCUUGGAUGGUUUCCAAUCGUCGCUUCGUGGUUAAAAAAUCGAAAUAAUUCCGAUGAUGCAAACGAUUUAUUGCUAUUGCUAUUCGAUCGUUAUAUUCCACCAUUACUUGAAGCGAAUAAAAAAUUCAAUAAAAUCACACCAAUACCAGAAAUAUCAUUGGUCCAAAUGACGUGUCAUUUACUCGAUUGUUUAUUAACGACUGAGAAUGUGCCGAAAAAUUGCCCGAAAGAUUGGUACGAAAUUUACUUUAUAUUUGCCGCAAUCUGGGGCUUUGGCUCAAGUUUUUUUGAAGAUCAACAAACCGAUUGGCGUAUGGAGUUUAGCAAAUUUUGGAUAAAUGAAUAUCAAAGCAUUCAAUUUCCGGAUAAUUCAUGCGUUUUUGACUAUUAUGUCGAUAAUAAUACGAAACAAGUUAAGUUAUGGGAAGAUCUUGUACCAAAAUAUGAUAUUGAUACCGAUAUGCCAUUACAGUGUUGUAUCAUUCCGACUGCUACAAAUGUAUGUCUUAGAUGGUUUUUGGACAUUUUAUUGGAUAAAAAACUACCGCUAAUGUUAGUUGGUGUAUCGGGAAGCGGAAAAACGGUUACAAUCAACGAUAAAUUAUCCAAUUUGAAUGACAAUUAUUUGGUGACCCAUAUCCCAUUAAACUAUUACACUUCAUCGGAAAUUUUACAGAAAAUAUUGGAAAAACCAUUGGAAAAGAAGGCAGGCCGAAAUUAUGCACCAAUUGGUUCAAAGUUCAUGAUAUAUUUUAUCGAUGACUUAAAUAUGCCCGAAAAGGAUCACUUCGAAACGGUUCGUCCGCAUCAAAUAAUACGACAAUUUAUGGACUAUGGGCAUUGGUACGAUAGAUCAAAGUUGACUCUCCGUGAAAUUCACAAUUGUCAAUUUUUGUGUGCAAUGUGUCCGACAGCUGGACAGUUUACGAUUGAUUCACGGUUACAACGGCACUUCUUCACAUUUGCUGUCAACUUUCCAAAUGAUGCGGCACUAUUUCAUAUUUAUCAUACAAUUUUAUCACAACAUUUGAACAAUGAUAGUAAACGUUUUACCUACCAUCACAAACGUAUCUGCAAAAGUCUCGUUUCGAUGGGAUUGAAUUUGCAUAGUAGAUGUGCGCAACUUUUUCUACCAACAGCCCUUAAAUUCCAUUACAUAUUCAACUUACGUGAUUUGGCAAACAUUUAUCAAGGAUUAUUGUUUGCCACGAAAGACACAUGCCCAGAAUAUGAAGAUCUUACUCGGCUCUAUAUUCAUGAAGCAUUUCGUGUAUACAGCGAUAAACUUAUCGACGAUUCCGAUUUGGAGGCAUUCAAAAAGCUGGUGCGUGAUGUAUUCAAAAAAUAUUUGGAAGAAAUUGACGAUACAAAAGUAUUUAGUGAACCGAUGAUUUAUUGUCAUUUCGCCGAUGGUCUCAAUGAACCGAAAUACAUGCAAAUUAAAAAUUGGCCAACGCUUACAAAUUUAUUGGCCGAAGCAAUGCACAGUUAUAAUGAGUUUGUCGGUCAAAUGAAUUUGGUUUUGUUUGAAGAUGCCAUGUCGCAUAUUUGUCGGAUCAAUCGAAUACUGGAAAUGCCUCGCGGUAAUGCAUUGCUAAUAGGUGUCGGUGGUAGCGGUAAACAAUCAUUAGCACGAUUGAGUGCCUUUAUUUCAUCAUUGUCGGUGUAUCAAAUUCAAUUGAGAAAGGGAUAUAGCAUCUAUGACCUACGAUCCGAUUUAAAUAUUCUAUACCAUAAAGUUGGCAUUAAGAAUAUGUCAAUAAUGUUUUUGCUAACCGAUGCUCAAGUUGCUGAUGAAUCAUAUUUGGUUCUGAUUAAUGAUUUGUUGGCAAGUGGUGAAAUUCCCGACCUUUUCACGGAUGAAGAAACCGAUAACAUUAUAAGCUCGGUUAAAAAUGAGGUGAAACAACUCGGCAUUAUCGAUACACGAGAAAAUUGCUGGAAGUAUUUCAUUGAGAAAGUAAAAAAAUUACUAAAGGUGGUUUUAUGUUUUUCACCGGUCGGUUCCACUUUGCGACGUCGCUCUCGAAAGUUUCCCGCCCUAGUAAAUUGUACCGCUAUAAAUUUCUUUUAUGAAUGGCCCAAGAGCGCUUUAGAGUCGGUGGCCAAAAAAUUUCUGUUAAAAGUCGACGUAUUACCACAUUAUCUGACCGAAUCGGUUUCCGUAUUUAUGGCAUUUGUUUUGGAAAGCGUUAAUGAUAUUUCGAAAAAUUAUUUGACCAACGAAAAGCGUCAUAAUUACACAACACCAAAGUCAUAUCUCGAACUCAUUUCAUUGUAUUCAAAAUUGCUAACCGAAAAGACAGACGACCACAUUCAGCGCAUACAGCGCUUGGAAAAUGGAUUGAUUCGAUUAGCACAGUGUGGACAUCAAGUUGAUUCACUGAAGUAUGUUCUAGCUGAACAAGAAACAACGCUCAAGGCUAAAAAUGAAGCUGCUGAUAAAUUGAUUAAAAUCGUCAGUGCAGAAAAUGAAAUUGUUCAAAAGGAAAAACUAAUAGCUGCGGACGAAGAACGAAAAGUACGAGCAAUUGAGGAAGAUGUAACGAUCAAAGCAAAAAUAUGCGAAGCGGAUUUACGAAAAGCCGAACCAUCACUUAUCGCUGCAAAUGAGGCUCUAAAUACACUGAACAAAAACAAUUUAACGGAAUUGAAAUCGUUUGGGCAGCCUCCAAAAGCUGUAAUUCACGUCUGUGCAGCGGUAUUGGUAUUGUUUUCAGGAAAAGGCAAAAUACCCAAAGACAGGACAUGGAGAGCGUGCAAACAAAUGAUGGGCGCCGUUGACAAGUUUCUGCAUAGAUUGGAGAACUUUGAAAAGGAGAAUAUACCGACAAAAGUCAUCAAAGCGUUACAACCGUACUUGAAAGAUCCGGAAUUUGAUCCACAAAAAAUCCUCGCCAAAUCGACCGCUGCAAGCGGUUUAUGUGCAUGGGUCAUUAAUAUACACAACUUUCACAACGUUUUCUUGGUAGUUGAGCCAAAGCAAAGAGCCCUAGAAGAUGCACAAAACGAAUUGAAAGCAGCUCAAGACAAAUUGAAUUUCCUUAACAAUAAAAUUAUGGAAAUCGAGUCUCGUUUAAAUUCGAUUCAAAGAGAAUUCAAGACAGCCAUCGCAGAAAAAACCAAAUUAGAAUUUGAAGCAGAGAAAACGGCAUUGACCAUAUCAUUGGCUCAUCGACUUGUCAAUGGCCUUGGAUCAGAAGCGAUUCGAUGGCAUCAAUCAGUUGAAAAACUUCGAUUUCAAAUUGAAAAACUCCCUGGCGAUAUUUUAUUGAUUUCAUGUUUUAUUUCGUAUGUCGGAGGAUUUAUACCAAUAUACAGACAUGAACUACAGGAAAACAUUUGGAAGCCAACCUUCAGAGAAUUAAAGCCUGAAAUCCCACACACCGAAGGUAUUGAUUCAUUGAAUUUAAUUUGCGACGAUGCUACCAUCGCUACAUGGCACAACGAAGGUUUACCUAACGAUCGUAUGUCUACAGAAAACGCGAUUAUUUUAACAAAUUCUACGCGCUGGCCACUAAUUAUCGACCCACAAUUGCAAGGAGUGAAAUGGAUACGGCAAAAAUAUGGAAAAACGUUGGUGAUUUUGCGUCCAAAUCAAAAAUCGUAUUUGGAAGAAAUCGAGAAAGCAAUUGCCACUGGGCAAACGGUUUUGUUGGAAAACAUUGACGAGACAAUAGACGCGGUGCUGGACGCUCUUUUAAGUCGUCAAUUUUCAAAGCGUGGCGCAACAAUCAAAAUCGGCGACAAAGAGGUGGAUUACAAUCCAAAAUUUCGUUUGAUUUUACAAACAAAAUUGGGAAAUCCACACUAUAAACCGGAAAUGCAGGCACAAACAACGCUGAUAAAUUUCACGGUGACACGAGAAGGUUUGGAACAACAACUAUUAGCCGAAGUGGUUAAAGCCGAACGUCCCGAUUUGGAAAAAUCGAAGCAAGAGCUAACGAUGCAACAAAAUCAUUUUAAAAUAACAUUAAAAUCAUUGGAGGAUGAAUUAUUGGCCCGGCUUGCGGCUGCCGGCGAUAAUGUACUUUCUGAUCCAUCGUUAGUUAUCAAUUUGGAAGAGACAAAAAAAAUGGCUGCCGAAAUCGAAGUAAAAGUUACAGAGACAAGAAUAACAACCAAAGAAAUUGAUACGGCCCGUGAAAUAUAUCGUUGUGUUGCCGAACGUGCAUCAAUUUUAUAUUUCAUUUUGAACGAUUUGUGCAAAAUAAAUCCGAUGUACCAAUUUUCGUUGAAGGCAUUUAUUGUUGUGUUCAAGAGAGCUAUUAAUCAAACGGCAAAGCAAAAUACAACCAAAGACAGAGUGCUCGCAUUGCUCGAUUCAAUUACGUAUGCGGUUUAUUGUUACACGUGUCGUGGCCUAUUUGAAAAGGAUAAACUUGUGUAUAAAAUGCAUUUGGUAUUUCAAAUAUUGAUUCACAGCAAUCACAUAUCAUUGAGUGAAUUGGAUUUUGUGCUAAGAUUUCCGUAUUUACCAAAUCUACAUUCGCCGUUUGAUUUUUUGCCACAGCAUUUAUGGGGCGGUGUUAAGGCAUUAUCAAAUAUUGAUGCUUUUUAUGGGUUUGAUCGUGAUCUUGAUUUGUCGACAAAACGUUGGAAGAAAUUCAUUGAAAGUGAAGCACCCGAAAUGGAACGAUUACCAGGCGAAUGGAAAAAUCGAACACCAAUGCAAAAAUUAUGCAUUUUACGUACGUUACGACCCGAUCGAAUGAUAUAUGCAGCCACAUGUUUUGUCGAAGAAACAAUGGGCGAAAAAUACAUUGGCGUUCGAACAAUUCCAUUUGUCGAAUCAUUUAUGGAGAGCUGUGCAUCGACACCGUUAUUUUUUAUUUUAUCGCCCGGAGUUGAUCCGGUACAAGAUGUUGAAAAGCUUGGAAAAUCCAUGAACAUAUCAACUGAUUUGCAGAACUAUCAUAACAUUUCAUUGGGUCAAGGUCAAGAACGAUUAGCCGAAAUGGCAAUUGAAAUGGGACGAGAACAUGGCCAUUGGGUUGUUUUACAAAACAUUCAUUUGGUCACUAAGUGGCUACCACACUUGGAAAAAAUUAUUGAAGAAACACUCGAAACGGCCCAUCCAAAUUUUCGAUUAUUUUUGAGCGCCGAAGCGGCACCAUCACCAGAUUUUCAUAGCAUACCACAAGGUAUAUUAGAAGCAUCGAUAAAAAUAACAAACGAAUCGCCGACUGGUAUCAAAGCAAAUUUACAUCGAGCUUUAGACAAUUUUACACAAGAAAUGCUGGAAUUGUGCUCGAAGGAAGGUGAAUUCAAGGCAAUUUUAUUUUCACUGUGCUACUUUCAUGCUUGUGUUUGUGAACGCCGAAAAUUCGGUCCGAUUGGAUGGAAUUUAUCGUAUCCGUUUAGCAUUGGAGAUUUAACAAUCAGCGUUUAUGUUCUUUUCAAUUAUUUGGAAGGAAAUCGAAAUAUACCAUGGAAUGAUUUGCGUUAUUUAUUCGGUGAGAUUAUGUAUGGUGGUCAUAUCACUGACGAUUGGGAUAGACGGUUGUGUCGAACGUACCUUAAUGAAUUCAUGCAGUCCGGUUUAUUGACGGGAGAUUUAUCGUUUUGUCCCCAUUUUGAGGCUCCUCCAAAUUUAGAUUUAACUGGUUAUCAUCAAUAUAUUAAUGAUUUUUUACCAAACGAAUCACCACAUCUAUAUGGGAUGCAUUUGAAUGCGGAAAUUGGAUUUUUAACCACACUAUCGAAUAAUAUGUUUGCCGAAAUAUUUGAACUUCAACCCAGAGACUCUGGAUCAAGUUCGGUGAUUUUGGUAUCACGUGAAGAAACGGUUAAACAAUUGAUUGAAGAAUUUCAAGAUAAAAUACCGGACGAUUUUCAUAUGGCUGAGAUUAUGACAAGGUUCGAAGAACGAACACCGUAUGUUGUGGUUGUGUAUCAGGAAUGCGAACGAAUGAAUCAAUUAUUGAGCGAAAUGAGACGAUCACUGCGAGAGCUGAUGCUUGGCCAUCGUGGCGAAUUAACGAUUACGCCUGAAAUGGAAUUGCUCGAUGAAUGCAUUGUAUUUGAUCGAAUGCCGUCAACAUGGACAAAACUAGCAUAUCCGAGUACGCUCGGUUUACAAUUGUGGUUUUCAAAUUUAUUGCAACGACAUCAAGAACUGUACAAGUGGUCAAUUGACUUUAGCUUACCGAUCUCCGUAUGGUUGCCGGGUCUGUUUAAUCCGCAAAGCUUUUUGACUGCCAUAAUGCAGGUUUCAGCACGGAAAAAUGAAUGGCCAUUAGAUAGAAUGUGCUUGACAAUUGAUGUUACGGGAAAACAUAGAGAAGAUUACACUGAGUGCCCACGAGACGGUGCAAAUAUCGAUGGGCUAGUCCUAGAAGGAGCUAGAUGGGACAAUUUGAUAAAUUCAUUGGUGAAUUCACGACUCAAAGAGCUGUUCUUCGAAAUGCCACUCAUUCACAUCAAAGCAAUAACAAAGGACAAACAAGAAUUGCGUAACGUAUUUGAAUGUCCGAUCUAUAGAACUCGUUUACGUGGUUCAACAUAUAUAUGGACAUUUAAUUUGAAAACAAGAGAGAAACCAUCGAAAUGGAUAUUGGCUGGCGUUGCAAUUGUUUUACAACCAUAG
Contarinia nasturtii (swede midge) is the source of this 9327-nucleotide messenger RNA. RefSeq names its product dynein beta chain, ciliary-like. The coding region runs from base 1 to 9327 and encodes 3108 amino acids. The record is from RefSeq and is a predicted model, not a curated record. Gene Ontology annotation, molecular function: ATP binding; dynein light intermediate chain binding; minus-end-directed microtubule motor activity. Gene Ontology annotation, cellular component: dynein complex. Lineage: Eukaryota; Metazoa; Arthropoda; Insecta; Diptera; Cecidomyiidae. Gene Ontology annotation, biological process: microtubule-based movement. The transcript has 29 exons.